GACCUCAAUUAAGCCUGUCGGCGCACGUUCAUACGCGCUUAUACAAAUGGCUACAGCUACAAGCGACAAAAUACCAACAGCAAGUGUGCAACCCCAACCUAUUCCCGUGGUUACUGGUAACAGAAAAACCAACGGCAAAGUUAAGACAACAAGUAUUACUGUUCAGGAGAACAAAGUAGAACCGAACGAUGAAAAAGUCCAAGAGAUCAAAGUAAAAGUGCCCAAUGUAGCGGUUACGAAAAACAAGUGGACGGAAGGUACAGAAAGCGAAGAGCCUAGAGCUUCUGUAACCGGAGGCAAGGCUUUAACAGUAGUUAUCAUUGUCCUGAAGUUCAUUGUGUUGGGCCAGCUUAUCGCAGCCGUUGGUCUCCAGAUUCAGAGCCUGUUUAACUCCACCUGGGGAUACGAUGACUACUUGGACUUCGGCUACGAGGGGAGAAUUUACCACACUCUCUGGGGGUUCUAUGAAGACGGUGAUCCCGUCUUGUUUAGUCAGCAUAAGGAAGGCAACUGGCAGGACUGGAAGAAGCCGAUAAUAAAGUUCCAAUGCAUCGCCUUAGCUCUUGGCAUAGCUGGAACCCUGAUUCAGGUCAUUCUGGUGGCCUUGACCUUCGUCCAUCCCCACAAGGCCGUGAAGAUCGCUCUACUUAUUGCUGUUAUACUGCUCUCCGGUGGAUGUGGAGGAUUAGUGGUAAAAACGACAAUGAACUUUAAAGGGAGCAGACCAGUCCUUGGAUUUGCCAUUAGUGCUGUAUCAUCUACCACGUUACUCCAGACGUUCACUCACGAAGGGUAUACCCAGGCGUUCGUCAGUGGAGCCACCUACCUUGCCGCGGCGCUAUUUUCAGUUAUUCUGAUUGUUUUAACAGCUGUAAAGCACACACGGGAACCGACAAAAGUCACGCCAAUAAAAUCAACACAGGAUGAGUAACCAAAUCCACUACGUCAGACCCUAAUACAGUUACGUCGUGUGUACUACGUCAUUAGUUACCAAUUAACAACAAUUCACACCGCUUUACACGCAUGCUUACAUAUGCACAUCCUCGAUAUCCAGGGGUUACGCUCUCUUUCGCUCUCUACACCCUUAGAAUAUGUCAUAGCAAAA
Mizuhopecten yessoensis (Yesso scallop) is the source of this 1105-nucleotide messenger RNA. RefSeq lists its product as uncharacterized. Lineage: Eukaryota; Metazoa; Mollusca; Bivalvia; Pectinida; Pectinidae. The transcript has 3 exons. The record is from RefSeq and is a predicted model, not a curated record. The coding region runs from base 47 to 931 and encodes 294 amino acids.